Corticium candelabrum is the source of this 1713-nucleotide messenger RNA. RefSeq lists its product as uncharacterized. The record is from RefSeq and is a predicted model, not a curated record. NCBI's taxonomy places the organism in Eukaryota, Metazoa, Porifera, Homoscleromorpha, Homosclerophorida, Plakinidae. The transcript is spliced from 2 exons. The coding region runs from base 1 to 1713 and encodes 570 amino acids. Gene Ontology annotation, molecular function: zinc ion binding; nucleic acid binding.
AUGGUCGAUCAAGAACCACAAGCUAGCAACGGCAGAGCACAGAUAACAGACGCACCCCGUGGACCACUGCUAGGGAAGCCGAGUCGCUACGUUCCGGGAGGAGAUUGGCCAAGCUAUACGGAACAGAUGGAUUUCUUCUUCGUGGCUAAUGGUGUGUCAAACGCGCAGCACAAGAAAGCAAUCUUGCUGACGAAUGUUCCCACAGAAACAUUCCAAUUGAUCAAGGACCUGUUGGCGCCAACACCACCUAGCGACGGCGGCGUCACAUAUGAACAGAUCGUACAGGUGGUAAAGGACCACGUCAAGCCCGAACAAUCUCCUCUCGUGAGUCGUUAUGAAUUUGACACUAGGGUGCGUAAAUCUACGGAGUCGGUGAGUGAUUUUGUCAAAGUCCUCAGGCACCUAGCAGCAAAGUGCAAAUUCCACGAUGACCAAAGAAAUGAGCGUCUCAGAGACAGAUUCAUAGCGGGUAUCAAAGAUGAUCGGAUGUUGAGGACGCUAUUAGGAGAGACGUUGACUGACCUUACGUUUGACAAAGCCGUACAACGUUGUGUGGCAAUGGAGCAAGCCAGUAGGGAUGUGGAGACGCUCAGAGGAGAGGCAGGACUCCAACCACGACCACACGAAGGCACGGUCGGGAUGGCUGAGGUUCAUCAAAUGACAACGGGAUCAACCACAUGUUAUCGAUGCGGAGGAGCACAUGAAGCCAGAGAGUGUCGAUUUAGAACAGCUACAUGUUUUCGUUGUCAAAAACAAGGACAUGUACAAAGGAUGUGCAGGACCAAACCAGGUCCAAGAAAAGAAGUCCAAUCUGACAAGGGACCAAUUCGGAAGGAAAAUAAGAAGAAACCAGCGAUGAAAUGCCUGGAAGCAUGGGAGAAGGAGGAACAUAGUGAGAGUGACAGUGACUUGUACAACUUGUUCAGUCUUGGAAGUAACCACGCCAUGGAGGUACAGGUGCAAAUUGAACGGAAACCCAUUGUCAUGGAAUUAGACACUGGGGCGGCCGUAUCAGUCAUAAGUCAUGAGGAAUACAAGAGGAAACUAAGACAGCAGGUCUCCAUCAAAGAGACAGAUCUGUUGCUGCACACGUAUACUGGAGAGACCGUCAAACCAAUGGGAGUGUGCACAGUGAACGUAGAACAUAAUCACCAGAAACAACAGUUGCCCUUGUAUGUACUACCCGGAAAAGGGCCAGCUCUUUUGGGACGAGAAUGGCUGAAAGCCAUCCGACUGCAAUGGUCACUCCUCCAUCUGAACGCAACUCAAGAACUAGAAGACCUGCUAGCACGACACCCCAAUGUGUUUGGAUUAGGGUUGGGGCGCAUGAAAGGCAUCAAGGCCCGAAUAGCGUUGCGGAGUGACAGCACACCACGUUUUUGGAAGGCAAGACCGGUGGUUUUCGCGAGGAAGAAAGCCGUGGAGCAAGAACUAGAUAGGCUGGAGUCUGAGGACGUGAUAGAACGGGUACAGCACAGCGAGUGGGCGGCGCCAAUAGUUACUCCUGUCAAGAAAGGAGGCAACGUUCGGAUUUGCGGCGAUUUUCAAGUGACCGUUAACCCACAGCUAGAGAUAGACACCUACCCACUCCCUCGAAUUGAGGAGAUUUAUGCAGGCUUGGGAGGAGGGAAACACUUCACAGUCAUCGACCUGAAGCAAGCCUACUUGCAAAUGGAGCUGCAAGAAGACUCCCACGCCUACCGUUCGGAGUAG